This is a messenger RNA of Verticillium alfalfae VaMs.102, 732 nucleotides long. RefSeq lists its product as hypothetical. NCBI's taxonomy places the organism in Eukaryota, Fungi, Ascomycota, Sordariomycetes, Glomerellales, Plectosphaerellaceae. The transcript has a single exon. Bases 1 to 732 code for a protein of 243 amino acids. Gene Ontology annotation, molecular function: protein dimerization activity; RNA polymerase II cis-regulatory region sequence-specific DNA binding; DNA-binding transcription factor activity, RNA polymerase II-specific. The record is from RefSeq and is a predicted model, not a curated record. Gene Ontology annotation, biological process: regulation of transcription by RNA polymerase II.
AUGAAGCGCAAGCGCCGAAGAGAGUCUCACAAUCUCGUUGAACGUCGUCGCCGCGAUAACAUCAACGAAAGGAUCCAAGACUUGAGCAGGCUUGUGCCCUCGCACAGGCUCGAAGACGAGAAGAUUCGAAAGAUGAUUCAGAAUGGAACGCCACUGUCGCCCACGCUGUCUGGUAUUUCCAGCCCCUCCCAGGCGACAUCUGGCCUGGCUGGGCCUGGCGCUCGCCGCGCGACAGGUGGAGCUGCUGGCAACAUCACGACCGGUCUGCCUCUGGAAGACAAGGACAAGGGACCCAACAAGGGCGAUAUUCUGAACGGCGCUGUCAGCUGGUCUCGCGAUCUGAUGUGGAUGCUCCAUCUCAAGCUUCAACAGCAGGAGGAGCUCAUGAACAUCAUCGCCGAGCUCGGCGGUCAUUUCCCUUUUGAGCUGACAGAUGACGAGAAACGAAUGCAAACUGAGCUCAUGGAGGCCAUCUCCAAGAACGACGCCCUGGGCUACUCGCGCACAGCAGGAUCUGGCCUGCGCGUUCCCAAUCACACCGAUCUCCGCGGCGAGCCGCUCAACGGCUCCGGGAACCCUUCUGACGGUCUCGGCGGCAGCCCACUCGACAAUGACGACGGCACAGUCACCGGCGACUUGACUGGCGCUAAUGAGUUUUGGAAUGACCCCGAUGAUGACGUCUCGCUUAACUUUAAGGGCGAUGACGACUUCGGCAUGGACCUCACGCAGUAA